Messenger RNA from Sphaerulina musiva SO2202, 2235 nucleotides. Its product is annotated as P-loop containing nucleoside triphosphate hydrolase protein. The record is from RefSeq and is a predicted model, not a curated record. Gene Ontology annotation, cellular component: catalytic step 2 spliceosome; intracellular anatomical structure. Gene Ontology annotation, molecular function: ATP binding; RNA binding. The transcript has 2 exons. NCBI's taxonomy places the organism in Eukaryota, Fungi, Ascomycota, Dothideomycetes, Mycosphaerellales, Mycosphaerellaceae. Bases 4 to 2115 code for a protein of 703 amino acids.
AAAAUGAGUCGCUUCAAGAACCUUGACGGCUCUAUAGAAGCGCGACCAGAUCCUCAAAAGCGGAAGCGCGAUUGGGAUGAAGUGCAUCAACCAUAUCUAGCCAAAAAGCAGAAGCUCCACCAAGGCAGACUACAGCUUCCCAUAUGGCCUCGCGCAAAGGAAAUCCGCGCAUGCCUUUCUGGUACCCAGGAUGUGCUCAUCUUGACAGGAGAGACGGGAAGCGGAAAAUCGACUCAAGUCCCCCAGUUCCUCCAGGAAGCGUCGUGGUGCUCGGGGAAAAUCGCCGUGACGCAGCCACGGAGAGUGGCAGCCAUCAGUUUAGCUCGACGUGUCGCAGAGGAGAUGGGCUCACCUCUUGGCUCAUCGAGUCGGCUCAGUAAAGUUGGGUACAGUGUGCGAUUUGAUGAUAACACGAGCGAGAGCACCAGGAUCAAGUAUCUCACGGAAGGUAUGCUUCUGCAGGAAAUGCUAAGAGAUCCCAAGUUGAAACAGUAUAGCUGCGUGGUGGUGGAUGAGGUGCACGAAAGGUCUGUGGACGUGGACCUCAUUCUCGGGUUUUUGAAGGGAUUAGUGCGGGAGAGAAGACGCAAGGGCAAGGUGCUCAAGGUGGUCGUCAUGAGUGCUACCGCUGAUGUUGAGAGUUUGAGAGAGUUCUUUGCCCGAGACGGAAUUCAAGAUCGCGAAGUCGCUCAAUCAGACCGAGUAGCUCUCUGCCAUGUGGAAGGCCGACAGUACCCGGUAAAACUGCAAUAUACAUCCAGUCCUGCAGAAGACGUUAUAGAUGCAGCGCUACAACGAAUCUUCCAGAUACAUUGCAAAGAGCCUAUGCCUGGCGACAUCCUGGUAUUCCUUACAGGUCAAGAAGCUAUUACCGGCCUGCAGAGACUGAUCGAAGAAUUCGCAUCAAACCUCACCGCCGACUUCCCGAAACUGGUGGUGUUACCACUCUAUGCUGCACUGCCCCAGCAAGCCCAGCAGCGUAUCUUUGAGAGAGCACCCCCAAACACGAGAAAAGUCAUAUUAUCCACCAACAUUGCCGAGACUUCUGUAACGGUCCCUGGAGUACGAUUCGUGGUUGAUACGGGUAAAGCCAAGAUCAAGCAAUUUCGACCACGUCUGGGAAUUGAGUCUCUUCUCAUCAAGCCCAUAUCACGAUCCUCUGCAGACCAACGCAAAGGCCGUGCUGGCAGAGAAGGCCCCGGCCAGUGCUUCCGAUUAUUCACCGAAGCAGACUACAAGUCUCUCGAGCAGAACACGAGGCCUGAAAUAUUGCACUGCGAUCUGACAGGCGCGGCACUCAAGAUGAAAGCUCGAGGAAUUGACGACGUCUUCGGAUUCCCUUUCCUCACUCCACCCUCUCAGCAGGCCAUGGGUAGCUCACUGAUCCAACUCCACCAGCUAGGUUGCAUCGACGACGCUGGCAAAAUCACAGAAGUGGGUCUCAAAGUCGCUCGUCUUCCCUUGCCACCUCCACUCGGACGUGUGAUCUUCGAAUCCACCCGCCCGGACAGAGACUGCCUUCUCGAAGUCAUCGAUAUCGUCGCGGCACUUGAUGUGGAGAGUAUAUGGCUCCCGGCUGAUACGGAAGAAGCCCGAGAGAAAGCUCAGGAAGCCCGUUCGCAGCUUUUCUCCCGGAAGGGAGAUCACAUCACGCUGUUGAAUGCUGUACGCGGGUACGUCGAGGAGCAUACGGAUCGAAAGCGAUGGUCUACCGAUCGUAUGAUCUCUCAUCGCAGCAUGCAAAAUGUCAUGGACGUUCGCAAACAACUCCAAAUCCAAACCAAAGAUCUCCUAGAGGGCAAAAAGCAGCAGCAGCAGCAGCAGUCGCCGACGGUCCGGGAGACAAUUUCCGAAGAAUGCCAGGACGCGAUUCUCAAGUGCUUUCUGCGAGGUUUCAGCUCCAAUGUGGCACGCCUCUGCCCGGAUAAAACUUACAAGACGUUUGUCAAUAAUAACCAGACGGUGGCGAUUCAUCCGUCUUCGACGCUCUAUGGAGCCAAGCGAGAGGCUAUCAUGUUUAAUGAUUUCACGUUCACUACGAAGCCGUGGGCUAGGAAGGUUUCGGCGAUUGAGUUGAAGUGGUUGGAAGAGGUGGAUUAUUUGAUGCAGAGCUAAAGCUAGAUCGAAUUUGAAGAUGGGAUGAUUGGAAUUCCAAAACAAGUGCUAGAUUUUCUCUCGAUUCGAAAAUGAUUCGACGGAAACUAAGUAGAAACGCUAUGAGCUUGGAGGAAGAAC